Molecule: messenger RNA, 1295 nt
Organism: Hydra vulgaris (swiftwater hydra)
Lineage: Eukaryota; Metazoa; Cnidaria; Hydrozoa; Anthoathecata; Hydridae
Product: hatching enzyme 1.2
Biological process (GO): proteolysis
Molecular function (GO): zinc ion binding; metalloendopeptidase activity
Source: RefSeq, a predicted model, not a curated record
UGUUAAGCAAACAACGCAGUUACAGAUUUUCACUGUUUAUAUAAUGCAUUAGAAUUUUAGUAUGAAUGAUACUUUAUAAAAAGUAUAUUGAAAAAAUAUAUAUAUAUAUAUAUUCCAUAUUACUAAAAAUAUUAAAUACAUUGUUUAAAAUAUUUGAUGAUUAUAUAAAAGAAAUAUUGCAGGAGUAUUGCAGGAAUUGCAAGAGUACCAAUGGAAAAUUUUAUGUUGUUUGCUUGUCUAUUAGUCACAGUUGUGUGCAAACCUCUAUCAACUGAUGAUAAAAACAAAGAUGGUUUUCAUACAAUAAUCAAAAUAAACAGUCAUCGAGUAAAAUCUAGUACAAUCUCUGGUAAUGAAAAUGUGGAUCUUAUGGAAGGAGAUAUUGUAAAAACUAAAAAACUUUUGUCAGUAAUUGAUAAAAUGAAAAAUAAAGACAAAGAGACGAGCGCAUUUGACGCAAUCCAAAGCGGUGCUUGGCCAAAUGCGAUAGUCCCAUACAUAAUAUCUGACACAAUGACCGAAGAAGAUGUUUCAGUUAUUAAAGAUGCGCUAUAUGAGUUUAUGGAAAAAACCUGCAUAAAAUUUGUUGAAAGAACAACAGAACUGUCUUAUAUUUCUUUUAUUCGAGAUGUAGGAUGUUAUUCACUAAUUGGAAAGCAAGGUGGAAAACAAGACAUUUCUUUAGGGCAAGGAUGCGGGUACAAGGGAAUAGCUUUACAUGAAAUAAUGCACACCCUUGGAUUUUUCCACGAACAAUCUAGAAGAGAUAGGGACUCCUAUAUAAAAAUUAACUAUGAUAACAUAAAAAAAGAUAUGAAGUAUAACUUUGAUAUGUAUAGAGAUGGUGAAGCAUCAACUUUAGAAGAACCGUACGAUAAACAAUCGAUAAUGCAUUACGAUAAUUACGCAUUUAGCAUAAAUGGAUCAAAAACUAUUGAGUCUCUAUCAGAUUCAAAAGAGGUACUUGGACAAAGAACAUCUUUAAGUCAAACUGAUGUAAAACAGCUCAAUAAAUAUUACAACUGCAACUCAACUCAAACAAAUUUGGUUCCAAAUCAAUUUAAAAAACCAACUCCAAGCCCAACAGGAUGCACAGACCGACCUGUUGUCAAAGACUUUUGUUUUAAUGCUAAAAAACAGGGCUGCAAACCAACCAAUUUUAUUAAAGAAAACUGCAAGAAGACAUGCAAUUUUUGCUAAUAUAUUUGCGUACAUACAAAAAAACGUUUUUUCUUUAAUAUUUAUUUAAGGUAGCCAAAGUAAUAUAUAUUCAGAAUAUAUUUGAUUUGAUUUGA